Clavispora lusitaniae ATCC 42720 is the source of this 288-nucleotide messenger RNA. Lineage: Eukaryota; Fungi; Ascomycota; Pichiomycetes; Serinales; Metschnikowiaceae. The record is from RefSeq and is a predicted model, not a curated record.
AUGAACUUCAUAUGCAGCAACAGCAGCAACAACAACGACAACAACAGCAACAGCAACAGCAACAGCAACAGCAUCAGCAGCAGCAGCAACAACAACAUCAGCAACAACAUCAACAACAUCAGCAACAUCAACAACACCAACACCAACAACAUGCCCUGCAACAACAUCAUCAGCAGCAAAUUCAACAGGUUCACCAACAACAUCCUUCUCAGCAGCCUCAACAGCAACAUCGCCUUCCAUCGGACAAUAUCAGUCUGCCACAGACAUUUGAAGAGUUUCCGGGUAUGA